AAGGGCACAUGUAGAUGGGUGAGUGUCCACACGCCGGGAAUCGCCAACGAUCCGUGCAGGCGAUUCGUUGGCGUAGAUGGACCCUUCGGCGCCUGAAAGCAACAGGACGGAGCGACCGGACGUCAGGCAUCUCUCCGAUCUAUCGCGCCUGCCCCGAAAUGAGAAGGUCUGUGUACCCUCACAGAGAAGUUCCAUCUAUCACCUGCCUCUGUUUUCAUUUCGUUUGUGUCUGUCAGGUGACGUUUUCAGCCGUCGUUUGGGAGGUGUCAGCAUGCCCACUGGACCCAAACAGCGCACGUAAGCAUCAGUGUGUCCAACAAAGACGUGCUCACACUCGGGAUGAUCCAUUCAUGUGCGGGUGUGUAUACAGCCUGUGUGAGGGUCUGGUUGGUGGAUCAGAGUUUUGCCCCUGACAGAGCAACAAGGCCGUCGGUGGCCCUCAAGGUGCGCUGGACGGUGGAUGCACACACCCGUAUAUGCACCACCUGGUGCUGUGUGCUGCGUGGCAGCUACCUGUCGACAUUCCCAUGAUGGCGGCUGGUGAUAUCCUCCAUGUCGAUGGGGCAACGGUAAGCAGGCCUGCCACCACACGCAGGCGCUCUCUCUGCACAUGACAUGUGCAUGAUGUAGGUCGACCCCAAGACCGUCAUGACGACCACCAUCGUGCCCUCUGGCGACACAUCUGCGUACGUCUGGCCGUCCUCUUUGCCCGAGCCCCCUUCACACGAGAACGCCACCUAUGUGCUCGGGCCGAGCGGUGCGGUGGACGCUAGGAUGGCGACACAACUGUGGGCGUGGGUGCAGACUUGGGGGAAGAGGCCGGCUGGCGGCAACGGGCAGACAGACAUGAUUGGAGAGGUGAGCACAUACAAACCACUUAUGUACGGCCAUCAGACCACCUUGUGGAUUUGUUGCAGGUGGAGGAUGUCAGUCUGUCGCCGUGCUUUCGAGUGAAGCUGUCGGCUGCUGACCAGACCCAUGACGUGUGGGUGCUGUCUGAGGCACUGGGCUACCACCUGAAGAAGGCAAGACCACAGCAGACGGAAGACCCCCCACACACAUUUGUCGCACUUCAGGGUGUAGAGGUCGGUGAUAUCCUUCAUCUCAGUCGUCUAGAGCACAUGCCUGGCGGCACAGGUACGAUCCCCAGACAGCAAAUCAUGCCUGCACACGCGACGCUUGUUGUCUCCAUCCCAGGCUACAUGUACACGACGUCGUCGUCCGCCGUCACCCGUCUGCCUGCCACCCACGCCGCUCGGCGCUCCACCUCUCCCCCGACAACCAUCGCCCCCAGCUCCUUGGCAACCAUCCCCGAUCCAUCUGUGUCGCCACGGAAGCCACCCGCAGCACCACACAUGCCCCCUGCCAGCAACGCAGCAGACAAGCCAGCAGACGUAACGGUGCGAGCGGUUGCAUUGCCGACGACGGCUCUAUCUGGAUUCCCUUUAAAGGUCGCGCAGGCAGGUCGUGCCGUGGCAGCGGGCAAGGCUGACGGGGUAAGGGCUGUGGGCAGGGGGACGCCGAUCGGCAGCAAGGGAGAUGUGUCGGACUCAUCAGACGGUGACCAAAAAGUGGAUCGGACAAGGUGACCACAUGACACACACACAGUGCACGUUCACGAAAAUACACAAAGCUCCAUCUGCACCCCUCUGUCUGUGUGUGGGUGCGCUUAGUCGCCCUGCCAACAUCCGCUCGGUGUCAGCCACACCGACGCCGACGCCGACGCCGACGCCCACGCCCGUGAUCGGCGACCAUCCAUCACUGGUUACGGCCUGCCUGCACGUGCAGGACGGCGCCAACCGGGAGGGCCUCGGCGUGUGCAAGAAGUGUUACAACAAGGUAGGUAGGUCGGGGGAUACCAUACAUACCGAGACACACCACUCACUCGAUCGAACCAUCCACAGUACAAGGACUGGGUGUGGGCGGAAGGGCGGCUGUCCGAGCGGCUCAUCGAUGCCUUCAACAAGGGAGGGGACCUCGGGUUGGUCUUCUCCGAGUACGUCUUCCCAUCCCCCAACAAGGUAAGCAACCGUGCCACGGCCGCAGCACACGUGAUGCACAAUAUCAUGUGUGUGUGUGGUUGUGGGUGUGGCCAGUGCAUCCCGCUUGCAGCCUUGGCAGAAAUCAGGACAGGCAAGCUGACGCCCAAGCUGACCAAGAAACUCGUCAACGGCCGCAACGGCGGCCUGGACGAGAUCGACGUCACCUGGUUCGUACUGAGGCAGAUCCAGGUAGGUGCCCUCCUCCCCCUCCCCGUCCCCGCAACACAACACCCAAUGCAUGUGGGGAUCGGGGUUGUGUUGCAGGAGCGGUAUCAGCUCCCAGAAGGUCGCAAGACAGCGGUGUUCGAGCUGCCCACCAACAUGACCGACGAGCCGCCGUCAGUCAUCCGCAACAGAAUGCCGCUGCCGGCGAAUGACGACCAACCAGAGAACGAAGUCCCCCGGCAGAGGCGUCGCGCCCGCACACCAGCACCAGCACCCAACACGCUCACCAGUGCGGCCCCACCACAACAGAACAACUCAUCAGAGGCAGCAUUUGACGCCCCCGUGGCCCCCUUUGUCAGCAACGGGGCCCAACAGGGGGGUGAUGGUGGCCUGAUGGCCAUGGCAGAUGACGCAGAGGUACGUAGGACAAAAGACAUGCGCAAACGUCCUCAUGUGAUGGCCUUCAUGUGCGCAGGUGUGCGUCAGUGUAGCAGUAGCACCAGCAGCUGGCGUGACUUUCAGCGUGGUAGGGUGGAAUGUGAUGUACGAGUCGACCGUGGGCACAGGGGCCACCAGCAAGCGCCGGAUGGUCGUCAGAGCGAUGCACAGCCACCUCCAGCCAGAGAUCAUGCUCAUGCAGGUUUGUACGUAUGUUCCACGGAGAGGAAAACAUUUGUUUAUGUGCCGAACAUGUGUGUGUGCAGGAGGCCAGGUCCGUGUCUGAGCUGGUGGACGGCUCAUAUCGUAUUACUGCUACAGGUCGGCGUGGUAUCACACCUCUGUGUGCGAAGCCGUAUGUGUGUGUAUGCCUUUGUUUCAGGCGGUGUCGGCAGGGAGGAUGCGGCCAUCGCAUGGGACGCCCGGCGUGUGACGCUGACGCCGAUCCCGAUAGAUGGCGACAUCUGGACGGUAGGCAUCCACACACAGAGAACCCAGACAUGGACAUGAUGGACAUGAUGUGUGUGCUGCACAUGACGGUUGUGUGCAGGAUGCGCUGAGUGCUCUAAAGGCCAGCGAGGCCUUCAACCGCGACUUCCGCAUCCCAAAGAGGUACGUGUGCAUUUGUGGGAAGGCACAGAGGCACGUGUGUGAGUGUGUAUGCCUAUGCAGGCAAGAUGCGGAGGCCUUCAUUGACGGCCUGCUGGCGGGUGGCGGCGCUGACCGACACAGACUGUGUGUUGGCCUCGUCACUGCAGAGGUGCAGUCACACAUACUUAUGGCCCUAUGUGCGUGUGUCGAUCUGUGUAUGUGUGUGUGCCUAUGAAUGCAGGAGUCGCUUAGGUGUCUGGUGGCGUCAUUCCACAACUACCACUGGCGAAGAGAGAACGAAACAGCAUUCAACGCCAUGACGGUACGACUGCACUGCAGAAUUGUGUCUGUGCGCACAGAGGGACGGGCACUUUGUCUGUCCGCACACAGGUGGUUUUGGAGUUCCUGCGCAUAGCGAGAGAGAGCGUUGCCGACGGCAGAUACCCAAUCCUGCUCCGUAAGUGCACACCAUUCAACACAGAUACGAAUCCUUCUGGAGAUUCGUCUACACGUGUGUGCCUGCAGAUGUGGACGCCAACAUCAACUUGGCCAAGCCACCAGGCCGUGAUCCCCUGCAGCAUCCGCCCAUGGACCAGACACCAUGGAAACUCCACACGUAUCAGGUAUGCCCCCGCAUGCCGUAUACGCUUCAUAUCUGUGCUUGCGUGUCUACAAAUGCCUUCAUGCAAUGCAGCCGUCUGCGCGCCGAUUGUCCAAGUCGUGCAUCGACUACUUCCUCUCCCUCAACCCGACUGCUGAGCGUGGUGGCUGUGUCAUUGACGUGAAGGACGUGACGGCUGUCGACCUGAAGGAAUGCAUCAUGAACGAGAGUGUGGUGCCUCCCGCAGCUUUGCAGGUGAUGAGAGACCAGGUGGCGCUCUCAUCGCGGUCCAAGGAUGGGUCCACUGUUGACUUUUCGAGAGAGGCUCUUAGCGAGACGCUAGAUCACGACCCCAUUAGGUGUACUGUCGUGUUGUCUGAGCGGCCGCCUACGGCAUGAAUGUGGAUAGGGAGGGAUGCGUGAGAGGUGUCUGCAGUUGUGACGCAAUGAGUUGCUUGCACGGAAACAAACCGGGAUUUCACAAGUGCACUGCUGUCACACAUCAUCGUGCAACCUGCCUUGUCCUGAACUCGCGUACAUCGUGUUUGUCAUGUGUCCUUGUGUGUGUGUGUGUGUGUGUGUGUGUCUUGCGCAGACGGUGGUAGAGGGCAGCACGGUGGCCAGGGUGUACGAGAUGUUCAUCUGCCAGUGGGUCGGGACGCCCAACAAACGGCUUCGGCUGCUCUACCGGUAUGCACAUUCACCCCCAGCCCCCUCCACCUAUCGCUAGCCUAAUCUCACUCUCUACUUGUGUGUUCUCCGUUUAGCGCCACACGCGAUGGCCCGACGUACGGCGAUCUCCUUCGGUGCGUGGGCAGCACCAAGGGCCUGGUCUUCGUCGUGCGCAAGAACCAGUACAUCUUCGGCGCCUACAUCAGCGAGGGCAUCAAGUUGCCGGAUGCUCCGAUGCUCUACAGCAGGUACGAGUGCGGCGGGUAGCAAUUCUGCCUCAGCGGCAACUUUGACACGCCGACCAAGAUAACCAUUUCUCGACCGUACCUCGAGAGGUUGCCCGGAGGGACGGGGCAGCGGAGAUUUGUGGGAACAUCAGUAUCAGGGGGCAUAUCUGUUCGCGCACCUGUGCCUGGGCCAUGCCGAGACAGACAUGGGUUUUUGUGCCGACAUGCGCUGCUGCUGUGAGCCAUCGAUGUGCAUGAACUGCCUGCGGGCUAUCGGGGGUAUGUGCACGAGCCAAUCUCUUUCCCUGCACCGCUCGUUCUGGCAGCCGCAUGAGCUUCCUGGCUGAUGAGCUGGAAGUGCUCAGUGUGGUGUGAGCACCAGCAGCAUGUGUGUGUGUGUGUGUGUGUGUGUUGAGAGGCUGCUGGUCGUCUCUCUCUUUAGCAGUGCACGUGGUGAUUGAUAAUAGUCUGUAGUGCAUCUAUCUGCAGAUGCAUGGGUCAUUGACAUACGUGUCAUUCACUGUCUUCCGUGCAAAAAAAAAGACGAAAACUUACAGAAGCUGAGAGCG
Messenger RNA from Vitrella brassicaformis, 5305 nucleotides. NCBI's taxonomy places the organism in Eukaryota, Vitrellaceae. The record is from the annotation of a GenBank genome assembly.